Molecule: messenger RNA, 436 nt
Organism: Owenia fusiformis
Lineage: Eukaryota; Metazoa; Annelida; Polychaeta; Sabellida; Oweniidae
Source: the annotation of a GenBank genome assembly
AGCUGUGGUGGUAGAGAGCUUUGGCUUGGAUGCACUUGAAGUAAUUGGUUUGCAAGAGACAUCUUUGGUAUCCAAACAGUCAAUUCCAUCGUCCUUGUUUGAAGUCCGUGGUUGGAUCGGAAUGAUUGUAGUAUGUUCUUCUUGUGAGUCCUCUAAAGCAUAUACAGUGUUUGCCAAAAAAAACAAUACACAACUUCAAAUCAGGAUAAAAAUGAUUAUGUUCAAUAUGGUACAUUGCCUUAUAUAUCAUUUUAAAGGUAAUACAUUUUCAAACAAUUUGGUAUAUUACACUAUGUCAUACAAUUAAUAGUAAAGGUAUUUUAUACUUAUUUGGGAGUACGGGUUGCUAUUUUGUGUUUCUAGCUUCUAGGGAGAAAAUAGUUAAUCUUUGGGAUUAUGUUAAUUUUCUAUUUAUAGAAUAUAAUUUUGUUAGAUG